Pseudomassariella vexata is the source of this 1383-nucleotide messenger RNA. RefSeq lists its product as uncharacterized. The transcript has 2 exons. The record is from RefSeq and is a predicted model, not a curated record. NCBI's taxonomy places the organism in Eukaryota, Fungi, Ascomycota, Sordariomycetes, Amphisphaeriales, Pseudomassariaceae. The coding region runs from base 1 to 1383 and encodes 460 amino acids. Gene Ontology annotation, molecular function: zinc ion binding.
AUGUCAUCCUCUCCGCCUCCAGUCGAAGCCCAUGGGCCAGGUGUCAGCACUGACGAUGUCGCCGCACCUGCAGCUCACGUACCCGACAACCGCAGCACCUCGAGAGCAGCAUCACCUACCCCCGCCAAACAAAGCACCGAAAGCGCCGACUCCGCCAGGGAUACGCAUCGCUGCUUCAUAUGCCUGGGGGACGAACUGGAAGCUAGCAUGCCCGACGACUGGUCGACUCCCUGCAGCUGCUCCUUGGAAGGCCACCAGAGCUGCUUGCUCACUUGGGUUACCGAUCUCGAGUCGCAAGGGAAAGAGUACAAAUGCCCCGUCUGCAAGUCCAAAAUCCACGUCGUGGACCGGUGGGACCCUGCCGUGCGACUGAGCGACCAGCUCCUCCGAUACUGCUCGGGUCUAUCGCCGAUUAUACUCUGUGGGUUCUUGGGCGGUGGUGUCUUCAUUGCCAAUGCCACCUAUGGCAUCCACGCCGUCGAAGUUUUCGCAGGACCGGGAGCUGCCAAUGGAUAUAUCCUCAAUCAACCCGACAAGAAUUCCGUUUGGGACGACCUGGGUCGGGGCCUUAGAACGGCUCUGCUGCCUCUCUUGGGAGGCAUAGAAGGCGCACAGCACCGCCCACGGAACAUGCCUACUUUGGACGCAUUUCACUUUUUCACCGUAUCACUCAUCGCCCCGGCAUUGAUACUCAAUCGCUUACACUUUGGUGAAAUUGUAUUUAUACCUACGUCUUUACUGUACGCCAUUUUCUUUGGAGAUUACGAUACGGAUGCACUGACUUGGCCACCUCUACCCCAUAAAGCUUUGGUUGCAUUUCCCACAAUCAGAGCACUCUACUUCCGUCUUUACCGACUGAUCUCCGGACAUCUGGACAAGAGGGUCGCAACUCUUUCAGCUGCACAUAGGAACCUGCCAGGAGAGACGACCGAGGCCGAGCAGCUUGCCCCGAGACAGGACGUUGAACCGGAACCGGAUGAUGAAAACAUAGUCGAUAUCCAAAUAGACCUGCAGCUUGGCGCCCAAGUCGAACGCGAAAAUGCGCCUCAGAACCCCCCGGCGAACGACCCGGCACCGGCACGACGAGAUCCCACGAAUGCGGUGAGUUCACUUACGAACUAUCUGGCAGGUGCGCUGUUGUGGCCAACUGUGUCUUUUGGCAUGGGAAGCCUGUUGCAAAUGAUGCUACCGAAGUCAUGGGUCACGCGUUCUUCGGGCCCUGCCACUGGGCUUCUACAGGAAAGAUGGGGAAGGAGUCUUGUUGGCGGUUGCUUGUUUGUGGUUAUUAAGGACGCCUUUUACCUGUAUGUACGAUACAGACGAGGAAUCAACAGACCUCACAGAAGGAUCAAGAAUGCGGACAGGAGGAAUCGACCGGCUUGA